Phasianus colchicus (ring-necked pheasant) is the source of this 3924-nucleotide messenger RNA. RefSeq names its product serine/threonine kinase 32A (gene STK32A). Gene Ontology annotation, biological process: regulation of signal transduction; G protein-coupled receptor signaling pathway; protein phosphorylation. The record is from RefSeq and is a predicted model, not a curated record. Gene Ontology annotation, molecular function: ATP binding; G protein-coupled receptor binding; G protein-coupled receptor kinase activity. NCBI's taxonomy places the organism in Eukaryota, Metazoa, Chordata, Aves, Galliformes, Phasianidae.
GGAGGGGUGCGCAGCUGAAAGCGGGCAGCGCUGGGCGCGCCGCGGGGUCUUCCAGAGCGCAGGAAUAGCUUCGUCUCUGCUCCGUUGGGCGGCACCGGAGAGCCGCAGCUCCGAGCUGCCCCGCCUCGCAGUUCUGACUUCUCAAAGAGAGCUCAAAUUGCUGUCUGAAGCAAACUGAGGAAAUAAUUAUUUUUUGAAUGUGCCUUCUCUUAAUGGAGAUUAAACGCAGUCUCACCUAGAAGAGAUUGGGCUCUCUGUUUCCUAUGGAAAAUCAAUCCUGUUUCAUCUUUCUGCAGGGACAGACGAGCAGUGCUCUCUGCUGCUCAGUGGCGGACGGGAGCUGCAUGCAGCUCUGCCUUCUUUUUCAGCCUUGUGCUCAUUUCUGAGACAAUCUGAUUUUGUGCAUUUCUCUACAAUUCAGAUCGUUUCAGGGGAACCCAAUCUGUGUUUCAGCUCGUUGGUUCUUCUCCAAGUAAUAAAUGAAGGCAGUUAAAUUUGAAUUAAUCACUCUGACGUUUUCAGCUGCCCUGGAGGAAGAGCUGCUCUCCCUGGGAGCCCCAGGAGUACGAGCACAUGCCAAGAUCUUGUGAAUGAGAGAAGUCAGUAUCUAAAGAACACAGCAAAACGACAAGAAAUGUAGUCACUGCCCUUUUAAGGGAAUCUUUCAGAUAGGAACGAGUUUGGAAGAGCAGACAGAGGUGCCACUGGGACUCAGCAGUGCCACGAGCAGAGUAACCCAGGCUGUCUCUGACAGGGUCCUGCUCACCUUCACACCGUGAGGUCCCACCAAAUCACGCAGAGCACGGAGGGUGGGCAGUGCUCGAAGCUAGAAAAGUAAUGGAGCAUCAGCGCCUUGCGGGACCAAUCCCUUCUCGAAGAGGACAGAUCCUUGCUUUGCGAUGUAGUGCACCUACCUGAGUGGGAUGGAGUCCCGGACCUUCUCUUAAUAAAAGCAGUAAAAAUCUCUGGCACCGUAUGAGUUAAGAAGAAAUAAAACCCAGACUGGGCAGCAACAAAGGCAACAGUUCACAAACACAUCUCGAAUUGUCAAAACGUUUUCCAUUGUGGCGGACGAUCGGAUCGUCCUUCUCUCGGUGACAGGAAAUGCCACACGCGGCGCAGCUGAAAAUUGCUGAUCUGGGAAGAGGACAAAAGCCGCGCCGUGCCCGCGGAGCUCUGCAGCCGCACCCCGCUGCCAAAUCGCUCCGCGCCGAUCUCGGCGCCGCACCCGCAGCCCCGGCUGGGCUCGGCCUCCGCCACCCCCCCCAGCUCUCCUGCCAGAGGCGGGGACCCAACCCAGCGCAUCCCAGCGCAUCCUCUCGCGGCACCAUUCGCCUCCUCGCAGCUGCAGCUGCUCUGCCGCCCCGUCUCGCUGCCGCUUCCUCCCCUCCCGCGAGGAUGCACCAGCAGAGCACUGCGCUGUGGGUCCACCAGCAGUGACCCAUGGGAUGACAGCCCCACACACCGGGCUCAUAGGAGACACGUCAGGGAGAGGAGCGGGAGAGCUGAGUCUGGGCAGGAGGCAGCAUGGGAGCAAACACCUCCAGCAAGUCACUGCCCUUCAAUGAGAACGAAGAAGUUACCUUCGACCAUUUUGAGAUACUGCGAGCGAUUGGGAAGGGCAGCUUUGGAAAAGUCUGUGUUGUACAAAAGAAUGACACCAAGAAAAUGUAUGCCAUGAAAUACAUGAACAAGCAGAAGUGUGUGGAGCGUAAUGAAGUGAGGAAUGUCUUUAAGGAGUUGCAGAUCAUGCAGGGCCUGGAACACCCCUUCCUGGUUAAUCUCUGGUACUCAUUCCAAGAUGAAGAGGACAUGUUCAUGGUGGUAGACUUGCUGCUCGGAGGGGACCUGCGGUACCACCUCCAACAAAACGUGCGAUUCCAGGAAGGCACCGUGAAACUGUUCAUCUGUGAGCUGGUGUUGGCCCUCGACUACCUCCAGAGCAGACACAUCAUCCACAGGGACAUCAAGCCUGACAACAUCCUCCUGGAUGAGCACGGACAUGUGCACAUCACCGACUUCAACAUCGCCACAAUGCUGACUAAAGAAACACAGGUCACCACAAUUGCUGGCACAAAGCCGUACAUGGCACCUGAGAUGUUUAACUCUACAAAACCCAUCGGCUAUUCCUUUGCUGUGGACUGGUGGUCACUUGGAAUCACUGCCUAUGAGCUGCUCAGAGCCCGGAGGCCGUAUCAUAUUCGCUCCAACACUUCCACAAACGAAAUUGCUCAUGUGUUUAAGACAGCUACAGUGAUGUACCCUGCUGCUUGGUCUGAGGAAAUGGUGACGCUGAUCAAAAAGUUGCUCGAGACAAAUCCUGAUAAGCGUUUUUCUCAGCUGAAAGAUAUCCAGGACUUUCCCUAUCUGUCAGAUGUAAACUGGAAUGCUGUUCUCCAGAAGAGGAUAAUGCCAGAAUUCAUUCCUACGAAAGGAAGACUGAACUGUGACCCAACCUUUGAACUUGAAGAGAUGAUCCUGGAGUCCAAACCUCUUCACAAGAAGAAGAAGCGCUUGGCUAAGAAGGAAAAAGACGCCAACAAAAGCAAUUCCUCACAGGCCUGCCAUCUUCAAAAGCACCUAGAGACACUCCAGAGGGAAUUCAUUGUUUUCAACAGAGAAAAGGUGAGACACCAGCACGAGAUCCAGCAGCACGCAGCACUGGCCAAGUGCAGAGACAUGCACAAGGACAGCCAGAACAACAACCUCUGAGAACCACAGCCCUGGCAGCAGGAGGCUCUAGGACUGCCCCUACAGCUUGCCACCAUUCAUUAGAAACAGCCCAUGAUUUUGCCUUCCAUGACAGCAGAAAUGUGUUUGUGUGAGAAGGGUGAGAUGCUCAGCACUCUUCCACUGGGGUUGGCCAGGUGGUAUCACAGCCUGCUGAGCACCAGGCACCCACCCACAGAAACACAUCAUCACCAGCCCUUGUCAUGGUGGGAUCUGCAGCUGUGUGCCCUGGCUCUUUGGGCCAAGAUUCCUGCAUGGGUUCCUACAUGGAGCUGAUUUUUCCAGGUGGAAGACACUGCUCUGACUUGCAGUGCCUUCAGUGGCAUGCAGCAAUGGCCUCAACUUGCAGAGAUCUGCAAACAUCCUCAGAAGGGCUGGUGCUGCUCUUCCCCAGCUGGCAAGGGCAGUGAGGUUCCAUCCAUGCCCCCUCUCCUCACUGCUUGCAGAGCCAACUGGUGCAGAGCCAGACAGGCACACAGCUGAACAGGGAAGUGACACAGUGACAGCCAAGUACUGGUGAAUGAGCAGCAUCCCAGAGCUUCUCCAGGCCAUCCUGAAAAACCAUUCACAAACAUGUUAAACUGCUGCAAAUUUCUGAAUCUGAUGGGGUCAUGGCUUCCAACAUCAGAGGUAAAUUUGAAUGCGUACUUUUCAUCUCUCUGCUGUUGUCUUCACACUUGACUUAAACAGCAACAGCUGUGCUCCUGGUGCAGGCUUUGCCAAGAGUGAGACUGACCAAAGCAUCUCUAUUAAGGUAAAUGCUAGGUAUUAUGCUAUUAUUCAAAUGCUUUUGCAGACCAGACCUUUCACCUCUUUAUUUGACAUUUUUCCUAAUCUCAACAAUAUAAUAAACAUGUGUCUCCCAUUUGCCCAAAGGUGUUCUUGUAUCCCCUGUACCUUCCUGUCUCUCUCCUCUGGCUAAACCUGAUUAAUUAAAAAAAAUCCAAAUAAAACAGACAGCAAAUGAAAGACUCCUUCCCAGGUAAUCAAAAGCCACUGUUUCUUCAGAGGUCACUUGCAGUGCAAGGCAGAAUAGGUCUGGGAGGGCUGGGUAAAGCCAGGCUAUGACAACCUGCAAAGCACUGGGCUACAGCUACCUAGGAGAGGAUCACACACCACAAACCCGGAGAAGGGAACUGGCCCUGCUCCUCGCUGGGGCAAAGAUCAAUGCUGUUGUACUGGCUGACAAAAAAA